Molecule: messenger RNA, 678 nt
Organism: Amborella trichopoda
Lineage: Eukaryota; Viridiplantae; Streptophyta; Magnoliopsida; Amborellales; Amborellaceae
Source: RefSeq, a predicted model, not a curated record
AUGAUUGUUCUCAUAUAUGUUGAUGCUAUUGUCAUCACUGGAAAUGACAAUGAGGGAAUUUCAAAGCUCAAAAAUUAUCUUCAUAAAAAGUUUGACAUUAAGGAUUUGAGACAACUCAGAUAUUUUCUUAGAAUAGAAGUGGGCUACUCAAAGAAAGGGAUUUUUUUGUCUCAACGAAAAUAUGUUCUAGAUUUGUUGAAAGAAAUUGGAAAAAUAGGAGUUAAACCUUUGGAACUUUCCAUCGAUUAUAACUAUAAUAUCUCUUCUACUGAUGGUGAAUUAUUGCAAGACAUUGGACGAUAUAAGAGACUGGUUGGAAGAUUAAUCUAUCUAACCAUAACCAGACCUGAUAUCGCUCACGUAGUUGGGUUGGUCAGCCAAUUUAUGCGUGACCCUAGGACAAGGCAUUUGGAAGCUGUUGAUAAGAUCUUAAGAUAUUUAAAAUCUUCCCCUGGAAGAGUAAUAUGGAUGAAAAACAAUAAUAAUAUUGAUAUUUGUGGUUACUUUGAUGCUGAUUGGGUUGGUAAUCCAAAUGAUCGAAGAUCUACUACAGGGUAUUGUGCUAUGGUGGGUGGAAAUUUGGUUUCUUUGAAAAGAAAUAAACAAUAUGUAGUUGCUCGUUCUAGUGCUGAAGCUGAACAUAGAGCUAUGGCCUCAAUUGCCAGUGUGUAUGGUUAA